Messenger RNA from Acyrthosiphon pisum (pea aphid), 813 nucleotides. RefSeq names its product unconventional myosin-Va-like. Gene Ontology annotation, molecular function: actin filament binding; ATP binding; microfilament motor activity. Gene Ontology annotation, cellular component: membrane; actin cytoskeleton; cytoplasm. The record is from RefSeq and is a predicted model, not a curated record. The transcript has 5 exons. The coding region runs from base 1 to 783 and encodes 260 amino acids. Gene Ontology annotation, biological process: actin filament organization. NCBI's taxonomy places the organism in Eukaryota, Metazoa, Arthropoda, Insecta, Hemiptera, Aphididae.
AUGGUUAAAGUAUGGCAAACAGCAGAGAUAGUAGAGGCAUAUGAUGGACAUAAAUUAAAAGUAAGAACAAUUAAAUCAAGAGCUGAAAAAGUCAUUAAUAGAUCUUCGGAUGAAGAACUUCCACCUCUUCAGAAUCCUGAUAUACUUCUCGGAAUAAAUGAUCUGACUUCACUAUCAUUCCUACAUGAACCAGCUAUUCUGUACAAUUUAUAUAGUGGAUUUAUUCAAAGUCAUGCAAUUUACACUUAUUGUGGUAGUGCGCUAGUGGCUAUCAACCCUUAUAAAGAUCUUGAUAUCUAUGGUACUGAUUCCAUGAAAAAAUAUAGAGGUCAAACAAUGGGCAGUUUAGAACCCCAUAUAUUUGCUGUUGCAGAACAAGCAUUUAAUAAAAUGGAGAUAGAAAACAAUAACCAGAGUAUCAUAGUUUCUGGUGAAUCUGGUGCAGGAAAAACAGUUUCUGCUAAGUAUGCAAUGAGGUAUUUAGCUUUCAGAAGUAAGUCGAAAACUGAAACUGAAAAUGAGAAGAAAGUUUUGGCUUCUAAUCCCAUCAUGGAGGCUAUUGGAAAUGCCAAAACAACCAUAAAUGAUAAUUCAUCUCGUUUUGGAAAGUAUAUUGAACUUCAUUUUAAUGAUCGGAAUCACAUAACAGGGGUCAGUAUGCAAACAUAUCUACUUGAAAAGUCUCGUGUUGUACACCAAGCCAGUCACGAACGAAAUUAUCAUAUAUUUUAUCAAUUAUAUUCUUCUCGUAAUAUGUUCCCUCAAUUAAAACUAGGUGAAUGAUAAAUACAAUAUUAACAUAAUAUUCUAGAU